GUUACCCAAAAGUGUUACAUUGUUACUGGACGCUAAAACCACGGCGUCACCUCAGUCCUCUUUCCGCAGAGGUCUACUGGAGCUGCGCACACUUCUGUAAGGAGCCCGGAAGGGGGCGGAGGUUGGGGGGGGGGCAUUAAGAGGGAAAGUUAUGUUCACUGCCUCUCAUACCCGAGUGUCAGCAGAUGUCUGUCCCUCCCCCAAGUUAACAUUAGGCCUAUUACAGACUUUUACUAGAGCACAGGCGGUCUAUUGUGCACAUUAUGUGCAAUUACUGGAGUCCACAAAGCACAGAAUGUGGUAUUUAUAGGUCAUUUGUUACAGUGUGUCACUUUGUAUUGCGUUUUUGCAAAAAGAACCCAACAACAAAAAGAAACAGAGAACCCAACUGCUGACAGAUCUCGCGAUAUCUCCCUCUAGCAACUGGAAUGUUUACCCUGGAUACCACAACUCUGCUAGAUCCAAGUCGAGAUUACUAUUCCCAUGCAGUCUCUGGAUGGAACCCAGCUCUGGAGCCCCGGCCAGUCCCUGUGGAGCCUGAUCACUGAACAUGUUCCUGGGUCAGAUCUGCCGAAGAUCCACACGGCACUGGGCUCCUCUCUGGUUGACGUGUACUCAGAGGUGCACACUGAGGCAGAGAUGUGGCAUAAGAUGUGGCAAGAGAGCCAGCAAGGAAACAGCAGCAGCAGCAGAGCAGGGACCCCGCUCCCACGUCAGCGGGCCUCCCCUCUGGCCGACCCCCCCGCAGUCAAAGAGCUGGUGAGAGCCGAGGUCAAGAUGCUACUGCAGACUCUCAGAGAGAGAGUCAGCAGGGAGGGACGAGUUGCUGAGGAGCUCUUGUUUCGGUACAAACCUGAGACGGUGGACUAUGCCCUGAGUCACCUUGACAGCUGUUACAGAAACUGUACCAACCCUGGAGAUACUGACAAUGGAAGCAGGCCGAGCUCUCGCUGUUCUAUCCAGUCCACCGCUGAAGAUGAGAUCGAGGCAAUGAGAGACAAGCUGAAUGUCUCUGACAUUGACCAGGUGGUGGACCACCUCAGGUCUUUCCUAAUGGAAGAAUGUGAAGCAUUGAACAGGCUGGUGAAGCAUUUUAAGGGAAAUAUUAAACAAAAGUGGCCAGAUGAAGUUGAUAAAUCAGAACCUUCGCUUGCAGAGUUGAGAGAGCUGAGAGGAGAUAUACAAAUGGACUUGCAGCUCUACCCCUCGUCGCUUGCUGCUUCACCGACAGCUUCUUCCCCUUUCCCUUUGAAGGAAUUGAAAAACAGGUUCAAACUGUCAGCAGGGCAAAAGGUUUCUAAUGAGACUCUGCGAGCGUUAAGCAGUACAUCAGCCUUCAGGCCACAUCCACCUCCUCCUCUGAGCCAUCCUAAACCCAGGCCACCGCCGACAGCUCCUCCUAGCAAGGCCUCUGCAUCAGCUAAAGUAAUAAAUAGUUCUUCACUGUCGAGGAUUCAUGGACAGCAUAGAAGCACAUCAGCCUCCACUGAACCUAGGAAAACACAAGCACCUAUCUGCAACAGGAUCACCACUUCUGUCCUUGCAAACCGCCACUUCACCACUUCACUUACAGGGCCUGACAGCGACACUAUGACAGUUAAAACCGUUCACUGCUGCAGUUUUUCUCCAGAGUAUGACAGUCCCGCUCUCCGCUGCAGGACCCCGACUUCUUAUCCAAGUUUUCAAGUGAAAACGCCAAGAAACUCACCCAUCCACGAAACCCAUCUGUCAUCUCAUCGCAGUAUUCGUGGCUCGAGCAGAGAGUGUGAUUUGUCGCAGAUGGAGAGAGCAGGCAGCCCUCUCUGGAGGUCACGAAACGUCAAUACUGUCCCAGCAUUCCCUCACUGUGAUGCAGGCAGUUACAGCAGCAAUAGAAUGGACCAUUCUGUGUCAAAGGCUGGGAAAUCAAAGACACAAAAUGGGCGACAGAAUGGUACAUGUGGAAGUAGUUUAGUGUCAACAACAGUGCAGACAGAUCAUGACAGAAGUAAGAGUUCUUCUGAGAGUUUUCAGUCAGAAACGAGAAGCUCUCCUGCACAAACAGGAAGUAGGGAGAGCGUCACUGGAAUUGAUAGAAAUAAAAAUGGUCAUCUUGGGAAGGAGGUAACCCGUCAGCAAAGCCUAGUAGGCACAUGCACCCAUCCAGCACCUGUAAUGAUAAAUAGACAGUUCUUUACUUCCACCAAAAGACCACUUGAGAGCAUCACAAGUCAGGCAAAAGGUGUCCAAGAGACAGAGCUGGAGUUAAUCAGCAAGUUGUAUCAGCCAGUCCCUCCAGCAAGGGUGUCAACUUAAAGUCAGCCACAGACCAGACAGCUGGGGCUGAAGAUAGUCUGGUAGGUCUGUUGCAGGAUAAAUGCAAUGGGUCUCUUGUUUUGUCUGUUAUGAGAUUUCACACAAUUAAACAUAAUAUAUACUUGACGUAUUUUUCUUUCUGAAAGACAUCAAAGAAUCACCAUUAUAUUUUAGAAAAUGAUCACUAGACAGUCACAUGAUCUUUUGUUUUACUCUGGAAUCAUUUCACAGCUGUGUCUGGUCCUCACGUUUUUGACCCCCAUAAAGCAUGAAUAAAGAUGAACUUGGAACACUCAUCGAUAUUCAGACAAGGAAUGUGAAUGCUUGUAAUUUUGGAGAGUCUAACAAUUUGAUUGAAAAAUGUAUGUUAACCCAGGGAACAGCCUGUGCAGCCCUGCUUUCUGUGUUAUAACUACUGAAGGACGUUUUAACUGAGCAUUAGAAAAUGACAGUGUAUAAAUA
Messenger RNA from Anarrhichthys ocellatus (wolf-eel), 2757 nucleotides. It is a transcript of the gene ccdc24, whose product is annotated as coiled-coil domain containing 24. The coding region runs from base 484 to 2295 and encodes 603 amino acids. Lineage: Eukaryota; Metazoa; Chordata; Actinopteri; Perciformes; Anarhichadidae. The transcript is spliced from 9 exons. The record is from RefSeq and is a predicted model, not a curated record.